Cordyceps militaris CM01 is the source of this 1224-nucleotide messenger RNA. RefSeq lists its product as uncharacterized. The transcript has 2 exons. The record is from RefSeq and is a predicted model, not a curated record. Lineage: Eukaryota; Fungi; Ascomycota; Sordariomycetes; Hypocreales; Cordycipitaceae. The coding region runs from base 1 to 1224 and encodes 407 amino acids.
AUGCAUAAAUGGCGGCACUUGCACCGUCACCACCUUCGUUUGAAUACACUCCUUCGACACGCUUAUAGCACCAAUACCACCAUUGACAGUGUCCAUGUCCGCUGUGGCUCCUCGGGUCACGUCACCGUCGAUCUGCAUAAUUUCAGCCAUCUACGGCACGAUGAGCCCAUUCUGAUUUAUCUGCCGCCUCUUCCCACCCAUCCCGGCGCGCCCUCCCAGCUGCCGGCCUUCCUGCAGGGCCUGCCCGUGGCCAGCAUCCGCUACCGAUGGGACGGCCUCGUCGGGGGACGACCCCCGGCGCUGCUGGACGAUGAUGCGCCGCCGUCCUCGCCGGCCGCUCCGUGGCCCGCCCCCGUCCAUGAUGCCGCGUUUGCGUACUCGUGGCUGUCGAGGACGUUUUCGCCCCGCGCCCAGUGCGCCCGUCGCGGCGUCUACGUCUACGGCUCCUUUCUCGGCGGCGGCCUGGCCGCCUCGCUGGCGCUGACAGAAGCGCAUCCCCACGCGCGCUUCGCCGUCCGCGGCUUCGUGGCCUACAACGGCAUCUACAACUGGACCAUGUUUCUCCCCGACCACCGCAUCCACCGCCCGACGACCUCGCGCGCCGCCGCUGGCCGGACCAUCCCGCCGCAGCAGCUCAGCAAAGGCUCCCACCUGCACUUUCUGCAGGAGCAGAUGCCCGGGCUCUUUGGCCGGCCCGCUCAUCUCUUCGACGCCUUUGCCAGCCCGAGCCUCUUGUUCCACGCGCCCGGCCUGCUCGUGCCGCGCUCCUUUUCCGCCACCGUCGCCGAGACCGUCGCGCUCGACGCCCUGCUCGGCAAGCACCCCGACCCGGCGUACCAGGUCCAGCCGCCGCGCAAAUCGCACCUCGUCUUUCCCCCGCGCCGGUCGACGCUCAAGAUACCGGCCGCGCUGCUGCUGCACGACGCGCCCCCGGUGGCGCUGACGGCAUCCGGCAGGCCGUCGAAGCGCAAGUCCUCGGCGCGCGGCCGCCACAGUUUCCAGGCGCAGGCGGCCGAGCUGGCCGAGCUGAUGCGCCGCAGCGUCGACGUGGUGGAACUCAGGGAGAGGCAGAAGUGGGAUGAUGACAUGGACGGCUGGGCGGGGGAGGCCGAGAGACGCGUGCAGAUUCUGGAUGUUGGCCCAGGCACGUCCGACUAUGAGCUGAGUGUUACUGGUCAAGAAGCGGCGGUAGGAUGGCUCAAGGAUAGAGAUUUGGGUCAGUAG